Salvia miltiorrhiza (redroot sage) is the source of this 1581-nucleotide messenger RNA. RefSeq names its product receptor-like protein kinase FERONIA. Gene Ontology annotation, molecular function: transmembrane receptor protein tyrosine kinase activity; ATP binding. NCBI's taxonomy places the organism in Eukaryota, Viridiplantae, Streptophyta, Magnoliopsida, Lamiales, Lamiaceae. Gene Ontology annotation, biological process: protein autophosphorylation. Gene Ontology annotation, cellular component: plasma membrane; plasmodesma. The record is from RefSeq and is a predicted model, not a curated record. The transcript has 2 exons. Bases 1 to 1581 code for a protein of 526 amino acids.
AUGGUCUCAAUUGGUGCUGCACGUGGCUUAUAUUAUCUUCACUCACGGCAUAGGAUCAUACACAGGGAUGUGAAAAGCUCGAACAUUCUGCUGGAUGAGAAUUGGGUUGCCAAGAUCUCAGAUUUUGGCCUGUCCAAAAUGGGACCAGCAAAUGAUUCAUUCACCCAUAUCAGUACGAACGUCAAAGGCACAUACGGAUACCUAGAUCCAGAGUACUUCUUAACUCGUAAAUUGACGAGAAAAUCAGAUGUCUACGCUUUUGGAGUGGUUUUAUUUGAAGUUCUGUCUGGAAGACCUGCAUUGAACAUGAGACUUGACGAGGAGCAACACAGCCUAGCCGGAUGGGCUCGAUAUUGCAUACGAGAGGGGAAAGUGGAUCGACUCAUUGACCACAACUUGAUGGAGCAGAUUUCACCAGCUUGUUUAAAAGUAUUUGUUGGAAUUGCAGGCAGAUGCUUACACACUCAACCCCAGGGAAGGCCUUCAAUGGCAGAUGUAGGGAUGGCCCUUGAAUUAGCUUUGGCAUUGCAGCAGACCGAAGAUCCAACAGGCCAGGCGGAAGAGGUGGAAAAUGCUGGAAGAACUUACAGCGACCAUAGUGAUGGGGUUAUUUCUAUGGAUGACAUAAGUCUCCCAACGGGAGAAUCAGAUAGGAUUACCAAUGAAGAUAAUCUCAGCAACGGAAGCAGUGAUCAGAAGAGUGGAAAAAAGAAGGCUAAGGAUAAUGGUUCAAACAAUAAUGUCACACAAAGAUGGUGGUGGGACCCAUUUGGGAUUUUUUCGAGAACGCCAUCAAAAUCGAAAGCUCUGCAACAACAGCCACGCGAGGUAAUCCAUCAGUUUUCCCUCAAGGAGAUUCAGAAAGCCACAAAUAAUUUUCACAAAAGUCACAUUAUUGGCUAUGGAGGACUGGACAAUGUAUAUAGAGGAUAUAUAGAUGGUGGUAAAAAAUCUGUAGCAAUCAGAUGCUCAAGAGCUAACGCAUCCAGAGUAUCCAUGGCACAUGAGUUGCAGACAAAGAAAGCGACUCAAAUGACAUCUCAUGAUCAUGUUGCCUCUCUGAUAGGGUAUUGCGAGACGGAAUCAGACAUGAUUCUUAUAUAUGAGCACAUGGCAAAUGGGACACUCUACGACCAUCUCCAUGAUGCUUCAAAAGAUCCCCUUCCGUGGAAGCAAAGACUUCAAAUCUGCAUUGGUGCAGCUCGCGGUCUAAAGUACAUUCAUUCCACGGACGAGCAGACAAUGCUACAUCGUGACUUGAAGUCGAACAACAUCUGGUUAGAUGACAACUGGACAGCCAAGGUUUCUGGAUGGGGUUUGUCCAAAAAGACAGGAAACAAUCAGGUGCCGCCAAUUAUCAGGGGGCUUUUGGAUUCAGACUACAUACAUGGAGAAGAGUUUACAGAAAAGUCUUUUGUCUACUCAUUUGGUCUGAUUUUGUUUGAGGUGCUGUUUGCUGAAAAAGAAUCAGACCGCUGGUUCGACGAGGAUCAAGUGAGACUAGCCCAGUGGAUCAAGUCAUGCAUGAGGACUAACUUUUUGUUAAAACAUGGUAUUAUCAUAAUGCAUAGAGAAAGAUAA